This is a messenger RNA of Chenopodium quinoa (quinoa), 872 nucleotides long. Its product is annotated as acid phosphatase 1-like. Lineage: Eukaryota; Viridiplantae; Streptophyta; Magnoliopsida; Caryophyllales; Amaranthaceae. The coding region runs from base 1 to 621 and encodes 206 amino acids. The record is from RefSeq and is a predicted model, not a curated record. The transcript has 3 exons.
AUGAACCCACUUGAACCCACCCUAGCUCCGCCACUGGCUGUACCCGACCGUUGUUUAGAAUUUGUGAAGGACUACAUGACCGGUGAUCGUUACAAGUCGGACUUCGGCCUUACUGCGACGAACGCGUUGGAGUUUGCUAGAUCAGUAGAUAUAGCCGGGGAUGGGAAUGAUGCUUGGAUCUUUGAUGUUGAUGAGACCCUUAUUUCUCUCUUGCCUUACUAUGAAUCUCAUGGAUUUGGGAAAACGGACCAAAAAGAGUUUGUAAAAUGGGGGUUGCGAAACAAACUACCUGCCUUGCAGGCAAGUUUGAGUCUAUACAAGGAAAUCCAUCAACUCGGGUUCAAAAUCUUCCUCUUGACAGGCAGGCCAGAAUGGCUUAGAAACUACACCACAACAAAUUUAGCCGAGGCCGGAUACAGUGAUUGGGAAAGAUUGAUUUUAAGGCAGCCUUCUGAUGACAACAAAACAGCAACUGAUUACAAAACCGAAAGAAGGAAGCAACUAUUAGAUGAAGGUUACAGAAUCAUUGGCAACGUUGGAGAUCAAUGGAGUGACUUGCUGGGAUAUCCGAUUGCACAACGAUCAUUUAAAUACCCUAAUCUAAUGUACUAUGUUGCAUGAUUAUUACGUUCUUGCACCAUUUAAAUGUGCUAUCACUUACUAUAUUAUAAUUACAUGUCUUCUAUAUAUUAAUUAGACUAUCAAUAAUGUCUUACAUUAGCUUGCUUGGUAGGGUUGUCAAAUUAAAGUUACUCUGUAUUGCAUUUUAAUUUCAUAGUAUUUUUCUUCCGGUAUGUGGACUUAAUACAUACUCUGUACUACUUAAAUUUUACACAACCUAGCUAACUUUACAAUAUUUCAUAUACUCAAAA